AUGUUGGAGAUCAAGAUGAGCGGUGCCCGUCCUCGUGCUGACCUCAUUGACUACCGGGAGUUCUUGACAGAGCGUCAGGUGGCCAAGCUGGAGACAGCUUUUCUGAAGCAUGACCGCAAGAACGCAGGUCUUAUCGGCCUCGAUGCCUUUUGCAGCAUUGUGGAGAGUCUGGCGCCCUGGACCGAUCGAACGCCGGCGGAGCAACGUGCCACGCGGGAGGAUUACGAGGAUGUGCUGGCGGAGGUCGAUCCUCAGUGUCGUGGCAGCAUUGACUUCAACCAGCUUUGCUCGGGAUUUGCUGUGCUCACCAAAGCACGCAAGCUCGUCAACUACAGGGAGUAUCUGCAGCAAGAUGAGGUGAAGGAGUACCGUCGCAUCUUUGAGACUACGACGAAGAAAAAGGGCCAAAGUGGCCUUUCUAAGUCAGACUUGGACCGAAUCUUACGGCGGAUGGGUGCUACUUUGACAAAGGCCCAGCUGCGGGAAUUCUUCCAGUACUUUGACACUGACGGCUCCGGUCUGAUGGACUUCGAAGAAUUCUGCGUGAUGCUCUUGAGGGUUCGCAACCUGAGCAAAAAUCGAAUCGUGAGUCCGGAGACUUGCAGUUGCACUGAGCUGUGGAAAGAGGAGGAAUUCAGCAUCGAGGAGCUGCAGCAGUCUGGCUUCACUUUAGAGGAUUUCAAAAAGGCCAACAUUCCAGUGUCUACCCUCCAUAAAGACGGAGGAUACUCUGCUUUGGAGCUGCGGCGGGCUGGCUUCUCUGCCAAGGAAUUGAAGCAAGGUGCUGUGGCUCUCAUGGAGCUUCGUCGAGGUGGCUACAGCCUCAUGGACCUGCGCUUGGCAGGCUUUUCAGCCGAAGCGCUUGAAGGCGCCAACCGCCAGCUCUUCGGGUCAUUCUCUGCUGGCGACCUUUCGGUGCUGCCGCGGAUGGCACCCAAGCCAGUAAUCUCCAAGGGCUUUGCGCUGAGCAGCGCGGGCUUUGCCCUGCUGAAGAAUGCUCCAGGCUCCUUUCUGGACAGUGCCGUGCAACGCCCUCUUCAACGGCAGAUGACGCCGAUGAUCCGGGAGCACACGGAUUGGAAGUCUCCUUAUACGGGCUCGAAGAACCUGCCGGGAGACAGCCUGGACGCGUUUGCAAGCAGCUACCAGAGGCCUCAGCCUUAA
Molecule: messenger RNA, 1164 nt
Organism: Symbiodinium pilosum
Lineage: Eukaryota; Dinophyceae; Suessiales; Symbiodiniaceae
Source: the annotation of a GenBank genome assembly